AUGAAUCCAGCGAUAGAGACGGAGAUUCUUAACAAGUACAAUCUCUCGACAUUGUACCCUGCAGCAUGGCCAGACGAGAAGAAUGAAGCCGACGAGGACGAGGAUGACGACUUUCAGGAGCCCAUAGCUGUCCCCAGAGCUGCCCCGCAAAAGGUGCGCCGGUCGCAAUCGCGCUUCUCCGUGUUGGAGGAUAGAUCACGGUUCUCGCGCCAGGUCCCUGGAGCUGAGCGGUCGAAGGAUGGUGUGGAGAACCUGGUGCAGAAGGACGAGCAGGACCCGUUGGGCAUGUAUCCCAGUGUUGUCCAGGUGCUGCGGGCGAAAAACAUACCGGUAGAAGAUGACAUGAAGCUGCAAUGCAUAGGCAAUCGCUUUCUUCUGAGCUCCACCACCUUCUCGCCAUCCCUCUUCCUGUCGCAAGUUCACAGCGAAGCGUCCACGGACUCCCUCCUGGCUGGCCUCGAUUUCCUCUCUCGCUCGAUUGAGAAGAAGUCAGCUUCGCUCAAGGUCCUCGUCGAAUCCAACUUUGAGCGCUUUGUGGGCGCAAAAGCGACCAUUGACAGGGUCUACAAUGAGAUGCGGGAUCAGGGCAAGGAGGCCGAGACGCCCAAACUUCCCCAGCACACUCGGACUGGUAGUCGAUCUAGCUUUGCUGGACGAGAGAGGGGACCUAGUUUCUCACUCUCGGCGGCGGCGGCACAGCCAGCGCCAGUGGAGAAGAAGAAGAAGAAGAAUGCGCUGGUCAAGGAGAGUGAAUACGGUGUCUCGGGUAUCAAAGUUCCGCUUACUGAGGUCGCGGUGAAAGCAGAAGAAGUCUGGGGGCCUGCAUUGAACGGACGUGAAAGAGAAGAGACGCUUAAGUCUAUACUGGAAUCCGUGGAGCAGAAUCGAGGAUUAUUCGAAGUUGCGUCGUCUAUGCAAGAAGCCAUACGUCAAAGAGACCACGAGGCAAUAUCUGAAGAAUACAAGCGUGCGCGCAAGUACGUUGACGAGGCGCGAAAUCUGGUUGAACGAACGCACGGUACGCAGACGCCGCUUUCUGACGCCCAUAUACAUUUGAUAAUUGUGACGGCGCGCAUGUGGUCCGACGUCGAGCGACAGCUUGAGCAAUUCAAACGCGACGCCUGGAAGCGACUGGGGUCUACGCACUUUGUCAGUCACCAGACUGGGGGAGAGGAAGUUAAAUCAGAUCAAUAUCUCACCAUUAUCUCGAUCAUGUUGGAACUUGGUACAGACGAGAACCCUAUCUGGCAUUGGCUCACAUCACGAUAUGAAUACCUCAAAUUACGCCUUAGUACUACUUGUGAGCGAUCGAGAGUGGAAAUUGAGGUUCUUCGAAGACAUCUUGCCAAUGUGGAGAAGCCAAACUUGCGCAUGUUGCAGAAGCAUCUCCGCUCUGUACCAACGAGUAGCAACGUUAGUCCCGAACCUUCGAAGCUCGACACGCCCAAGGUUAUUGAGUUCUGGGAGCACAUACAAGCUUCCUUGACUGCGCUUCUUUCCAACAAAAACGGUCUAUUGGCUGAGCUUAUAGAGUACUGGGAGAUUGCACAGUCCUUCCUAUCUGGCCGCGCGCAGCGGAACUUGCCAACUGGAUAUCAGAAUCAAUCUUCAGUGCACCAUACACUGACCGAAGAGAAUCGGAUUGAGCUAGAGAGAGGAUUGACCGAGCUUAUCAGCAUCAUUCGAGAUCACUUGUAUUCCUUCUUUUCAGAUCCUCCCAUCGAAGAUGUCUCAUUACUAUUUUCGCCUCUACCCGUCUCGCCAAUCGCAGCAACACCGAGAACACCCCUUAGUGCUGCCUUGAGUCCAAUAUCAGGUUCACGAUUCCGCUUCGAUCAAAGUAAUCUCCCACCACCAUCUCCUAAUCGUGGUGAGGCAUGGGAGAAGUAUGCCUUCUGGCCGCCGCACUCGAAUGCUCUCUCAGGAUCUCAUUUCCUAUCAAAAGCUAUGGUCCUGGUUGGCACUGCAGCCAACGAAUUGGCGUCAUUGCGACUACCAGAAACCGGUCUGAGUUCACGAUUCGACGAGCUUUUGCGCCUCUUGCUCGGCAACGUGCGCGAGCGCUGUGUCCAAGCUAUCUGCGCAUCCUGGAACGCCGAUGCUGAGAAGAUGAAGGUCUUGGAAGACUGGACCCGCAAUACUGAGCGCAAAGAUACCACAAACCUACCUCAACGUUUCCUCGCGGUGCAAAGUUUCCUACUGAACAAUCUACAAAAGACACUCUACGUCGAAGCUGCGACCAAGACUCGCGUGGAUGUAGUCGUCCCGCCUAGUAAUAAGCUGUUGCAGAUGGUGAGGAGCCAAUUCGUGACAAGCUUGUACCGUACUUUCACCGGCAUGGUGGAAUGUGCGGAUCAAGGCCGGAAAGCACUAGGAAGUGACUUUGAGGUCAAGGGCGACGAUCUCACAAUCGAUGAAUUGGAACUUGAAGAACGCGGAGACUGGGGCCGUGUAGAUGCAAACAAACAGUCAACCCGUCUUCUCCUCACCCUCUCCAACAUGGCUUGCUUCCAAUCCUCCAUCGCCCCGCAACUCGUCUCCCUCUUCGAGACCCUCUUCUCCGUCCAACUCACCGACGAAACCGCGCGCAUCCGCGACGUCCUCUCUCAACUCGAUGCCCAGCUUUUCAAAUCUUACACCAAACCCCACGCCACACGCAUCCACAACACCAUCGAAGCCGGCAUCUUCAGCCCGACCUGGGCCCCUCCACCCGCACCCAAUCAAGGCAUCGCAGACCGCGACCCAAGCCCCUAUGUCUUCAACGUCCUCCUCGACCUCGUCAUCGUCCACACCGAAGCUUCCACAACCUCUGCACCACUCACCCCGCGCAUCCUGCGCUCUCUCUUCGACGCUACUACCUCCUCGCUCAUUAAUACCUUUCGCUCCCCGAAUCUACAGCACAUCACGCUGCCGCAGCUUAUGCAGGCUACCCUUGACGUCGAGUUCAUGGCACAGACUCUUGCCGCGUUUACGACGGAGCGCGCGUCGCAAACGCAGACGGAUAUUUAUCAGGUGUUGGAUGCGAAGACGAAUAAUGAGGCGAGGGUGAGAUUGCAGGAAGAGCUGGGGGCGUUGAGGGGCGUGUUGAAGAGGGGGAGGGAGGCGACGAGGGUUCAGUUUGGGUGUUUUAGACGCGGGAAGAGGGGGGGACCUGCGGGGCAGGGUGGUGGUGGUGGUGGUGGUGGUGCUGUGGUGGGUGGAGAAGGAGGAGAGGGGGAGGACUAG
Molecule: messenger RNA, 3225 nt
Organism: Plenodomus lingam JN3
Lineage: Eukaryota; Fungi; Ascomycota; Dothideomycetes; Pleosporales; Leptosphaeriaceae
Source: RefSeq, a predicted model, not a curated record